This is a messenger RNA of Anopheles stephensi (Asian malaria mosquito), 1295 nucleotides long. RefSeq names its product nucleosome assembly protein 1-like 4. The coding region runs from base 137 to 1162 and encodes 341 amino acids. Gene Ontology annotation, molecular function: histone binding; chromatin binding. The transcript has a single exon. Lineage: Eukaryota; Metazoa; Arthropoda; Insecta; Diptera; Culicidae. Gene Ontology annotation, biological process: nucleosome assembly. Gene Ontology annotation, cellular component: nucleus; chromatin. The record is from RefSeq and is a predicted model, not a curated record.
AACAUCCAAUCAUCAUCGCAGUAGGCUUUCAUUCGACUCACCACAGACAGUCACUGCGUCAAACCGAACGAGUGCAGUUGGUCGUAAUCCCGUGCUCCAGCAUCCGUAAACUGUUAAGCAGAAAAGAAAAGAAAAAAUGGCCGAUCACGUAGCGAACGAAGCAGUGGCCAACUCCCCCUCGGUACCAUCGCCCUCGAACGAACCGUCGGGUGAGUCCGAAGCAGCCCUACUGCACCAAAUAGCUGUCAUCGAAAAGCGCAUCAAGGAAAUCGAACUGGAGCAAUCGUCCACUGCGAAACCGAUUCCACCAAACAUUCAGGCGAAACUGUACGCCCUGCGCAAGAUUCAGCUGGAAAUUGUCGACAAGGAGGUAAAGUUUCACCUGAAGGCACACACGAUGGAGGUCGAAUAUCAGCCCGAGUUUAACGAAUGUCACCAGAGAAUUGCCCGUAUCGUGAACGGGCUCGAUGUGCCGGAUCUGGUAGAAUCACAGUCCGCCCCGAACGAUGCGGCCGAUCAAUCGAGCGGAAUACCGGAGUUUUGGUUGACCGUACUGAAAUCCAGCUUUCUUGACCAUAUGAUCCAGGAGGCGGAUGAACCGGCCCUAAAACAGCUGCAGGACAUACGUGUCCGGCUGGUGAAUGAACCGGAGCCCGGCUUUGAGCUACAGUUUCAGUUUGGUCCUAACGAUUACUUCACGAACGAGAUGCUGACCAAGAACUACUUCCUGCGCUGUGCACCGAACCCGGAUGCACCGGCCAAGUUUAACGGGUUCGAAAUCUACAACUGCAAGGGCUGUACGAUUGACUGGAAGCCGGAUCACAACCUGCUGCAGUCGCCGGGGAAUUCAUUCUUCGAUUUCUUCUACCCGGAAAAGUUAAGCAGUGCCGAUUACGAGACGGAGUUUAACGAAUCGAUAUUGGAGUGUGACUUCCAGUACGGGUACCACAUCAAGGAGACGAUCAUACCGCGUGCGGUGUUUCUGUUUCUGAAGGAAAACACCAUCGUUGGGGAAGAGGGACAAUAUGCGUGCUGCUGUGAUCGGUGCGUUUACAUUGACUGUCUCGAUGAUUUAGUGGGCCGUCGGUCCCUUAACGUGGAAGAUGAAGAUCAAGACGCGGAUGCUGAUGCUGAUGCUGAGGCGCAGGAAGAUACAACCUAAGGGUGUGGUGCCUCACUUCUAGAGCUAGAGUUAAAAAUUGUUCUGCAAUCUAAAGACAUUUUUUCUGGGAAAGUUGUGCGGAUAUGUAAAAUUGGAGAAGAGUAUCAAUGAAAUAUAUCUUUUAGCUAUUUAA